Molecule: messenger RNA, 1251 nt
Organism: Panicum hallii
Lineage: Eukaryota; Viridiplantae; Streptophyta; Magnoliopsida; Poales; Poaceae
Product: lysine-rich arabinogalactan protein 19-like
Exons: 2
Coding region: 122-1027 (301 amino acids)
Cellular component (GO): plasma membrane
Source: RefSeq, a predicted model, not a curated record
GGCGCACGGACACGCUAUAAUACUCCCCUCGAUCGCCGGCUACCCGCUCCAUCGGCGCGAGGCCCAUCGAUCGCAUUCCCGUCGGCGAGAGCGAGCUCAUCAUCCGCACCGCGCCAGCAGCAUGGCCGCGCCGCCGCUGCUCCGGCAUUGGCGCCGCCUCGCCGUGAUCGGCGCCGUCCUCGCGCUCCACCUCGCCGCCGCCGUGGCCCAGUCGCCAGCGACACCUGCUGCGCCCACGACCCCGGCAGCGCCAACUACACCGGCCGCGCCAACGACCCCUGCUGCACCCACGACACCUGCUGCGCCGACGACACCGGCUGCACCCACGACCCCCGCUGCGCCGACCACCCCUGCUGCACCCACGACACCUGCUGCGCCGACGACACCGGCCGCGCCGACCACCCCUGCUGCGCCCACGACACCGGCUGCACCGACGCCGCCGGCAACGCCCGCGCCCACCGCCACCCCGGCCGCGCCAGCGAACCCGCCGCCGACCCCGGCAACGCCCGCGCCCGCCGCCACCCCGGUCCCGCCGUCAAAGCCGCCGCCGGCUGCGCCCGCUGUCGCGCCGGCCAAGCCCCCGCCGGUGGUGACGCCUCCCCCCGCAGCGACGCCGCCUCCCUCGACGCCGCCGCCCGCCACGCCGCCGGCGGUGCUCCCGCCCGCGGCCGCGCCUCCGCCGACGGCCACGCCCCCGGCCGAGGCGCCCGCGACGCUGCCCCCCGCCACGCCCCCGCCCGUGGCCGAGGCGCCCGCGACGCUGCCGCCGGCCGAGGCGCCGUCCAAGGGCAAGAACAAGCACAAGAGGAGGAAGAAGCAGCACGGCAAGAAGGAGGCACCCGCGGAGGCGCCGCAGCCGCUGAGCCCGCCGGCGCCCGCCGCGCCGUCGCCCGCCGAUCUCGAGGACGUGUCCGGCCCCGCGCCCUCGGCAUUCGACGUGAACGCGAGCAGCCGGCAGCACCAGCACUGGGGCGUCGUCGUCCUGCAGACCGCCAUGGCUGCGCUUUUGCUAUCGCUAGCGUGGUAAACCCCCCAGACAGAGAUCCAUACGUAUAUCAGUGUACCAGAUGAUUGAUUUAAUUAUCUCCGUUAUUGGUGUUCGUGCUGUACCAUCAUCGUAGACCGGUGAGAUUACCUGCGGGAUCUGUCAUAGGAACCAUUGGAGUGCGGCUUGUGAUAAAUUUUUGACAUGUUUUGUAUCCAUUUUUUUUGGUUUAUCUUGGAAUAAAGGCUCACAUUUGGUCAGAUAAA